CGAGGACCCAGCGCGAGUGAGCGGCAGUGUCCUGCACGAUGAAGGCGUUCAGGGCUGUCCUGCUCACCCUGCUGCUGUGCAGGCAACCAGGGAGAGGGCAGCCACAGGAGGAGGACAACGACGGGGACUACGGGCUGGACAGCUACGAAAAAGAAGAUGAGGACGAGGAGGAAGAGGAGGAUGCCAACACUAUCCCUGGUGGCAGGGGCAGAGGGCUGCGGUGCUACACCUGCCAGUCCCUGCGCAGGGAGGAGAGCUGCAACCUGACCCAGAGCUGCUCGCUCAGCCAGACCUUCUGCACAACCCUCGUGGCCCACGGGAACACUGAGUCAGGCCUCUUGACCACCUACUCAACCUGGUGUGCAGACAGCUGCCAACCUGUCACCAGGACGGCAGAGGGGACCCAGAUGACUGUGACCUGCUGCCAAUCCACCCUGUGCAACGUCCCGCCCUGGCAGGACUCCCGAGUCCAGGACUCGCUGGGUGGGGGGGCAGGUGGCCCUGAAAGUGUGGGUACAGCCCUCCUGGUCAGCCUCCUCACCGGCCUUUCGACAAUGGGGCCCUGAAGACCCUGACCCACCAGCUCCCCCACCCCAGCCCACCCCACCCGGCCGCACCUGGCCUAGCCAGCAUUCUGCGGGCGCCUUCCCCUUCCCUCCCCACUCCACCAGCUUUGGAGAAUAAACUUGAAGCAUCUUUCAUGAUCCAGCCAGCACUGGCUCCUCCCAGCUGGGUCUAUUUCCUCAGUUUCCCCACCGGGCAGCGUUGGCCUCCACGCUCCACUACCUGUGAGAGGCAGGAUGGCAGUAUUCAGGCGUCAGGCCCAGGCCCCCAGGAGCUGCGGCUCACAGGAUGUGUCCACCAGCCCAGCCCGGGCUGAGAUGACACUCACCGUGUGCCUGGCUGAGCCCCCCAGAUUCCCACCACGAAACUCCUCUGCCCUUUCCCGAGUCUGCCUCCCACCUGUCCGGAGGGAGGAGGCUUUGGGAGGGAGGCUGUAGGCCACCCAGUGGGGAGAGGGGCCUGGUGGGGCUGGAGGGGCUGGGAGGGAAAUAAAUUUCUCCCAUGUUGAA
Molecule: messenger RNA, 1073 nt
Organism: Lemur catta (Ring-tailed lemur)
Lineage: Eukaryota; Metazoa; Chordata; Mammalia; Primates; Lemuridae
Gene: GPIHBP1
Product: glycosylphosphatidylinositol anchored high density lipoprotein binding protein 1
Exons: 4
Coding region: 39-566 (175 amino acids)
Molecular function (GO): acetylcholine receptor inhibitor activity
Source: RefSeq, a predicted model, not a curated record